AGGAAGGAUACGCGCACAACGGGAUAACUUUGGAAACAGGCGAGUAACGUGAAAUUAUAACCGCGUUUGAGCUCUCAACGCUUGGGAUUUCAGUCAACAUAAAUUGUGAACAACAUUCACAAAGGGGUUGUAAUCCCUAACCAUGUCUUUAUAACGCCGUCGCCCCACUACUUUGUUUAUGACAUUAAAAAAAAUACUGCCUCCUCCAAGUAUGCAGAUGAGAGCAUUUUUGAUACAGUCUGUGGCAAACUCAAAAGACCUACUACACGAGGUAAGGCUGUGGCAGCCCAAGUGAUGUGCCAUGGGGUACGACACUAACCGCUUCCAGGGGCACGUGGAUGAAGACCUGUUGUGCCCCAUAUGCAGUGGUGUGCUGGAGGAGCCUGUACAGGCCACGGACUGCGAGCACGCCUUCUGCAAUGCCUGCAUCACCCAAUGGAUCUCCCAGCAGAGCACCUGCCCCGUGGAUCGCUCCCAGGUCACGCUGGCCCAGCUGCAGCCGGUGCCCCGCAUCAUGCGCAACAUGCUGUCCAAGCUGCAGCUGAGCUGUGACAACAGUGCCUUCGGCUGCACGGCCGUGCUGCGACUCAGCCAGCUGCAGUCACAUCUCAGGGAGUGCGAGCACAACCCCAAGAAACCGGUCAUGUGCGAGCGAGGCUGUGGGCUGGAAAUUCCCAAGGAUGAGUUGGCCCAACACAACUGCGUGGGGCACCUCCGCACUUUGGUUCAGAAGCAGCAAGGCAAGAUCGCAGAGCUGGAGAAAACGGCCUCAGAACACAAACACCAACUGGCUGAGCAGAAACGUGAUAUCCAGCUACUGAAGGCCUACAUGCGAGCUCUUCGCACGACCAACCCCAGCUUACAGAACCUGGAGGAGACCAUUGAGUACAAUGAGAUUCUAGAGUGGGUGGGUUCAUUGCAGCCAGCUCGUGUGACCCGAUGGGGAGGCAUGAUCUCCACGCCCGACGCUGUUCUACAGGCAGUCAUCCGACGCUCACUGGUGGACAGCGGCUGCCCUCCGUCCAUCGUCGGCGAUCUGAUCGAGAACGCCCACGAGCGGAACUGGCCCGGGGGACUGGCCACGCUGGAAACACGGCAGAUGAAUCGCCGCUACUACGAACUCUACGUGGCUAAGCGCAUCCCUGGGAAACAGGCCGUGGUGGUGUUGGCCUGUGAGAACCAACACAUGGCUGAAGACAUGAUCCUUGAGCCUGGUCUCGUCAUGAUCUUUGCCCAUGGAGUGGAGGACAUUUUGUAGUCUGGGUGCAAUAGUAAUGUAGGCCAUCACUUGGACAUUGAAUAAAACUGAAUAAGGUAUUAGUUUAACAGGUGUUGGAAGAUACUGGAGGACAGUCUGACGUUCUAGUCACUCAGUUGAUUAUGUGAUUAUGCUGCAACUUUGUGGUGCAGAGGCAUUUGCAGUUAACUUUGUCUCUCCAUUUCAACACCAGACGAAACGACUGACUCAGAGUAAAUGCUCAUGUUGUUUUACCUUAUAUAGACUGGGGACGUAUAGAAAACAGUUUAUGUUGCAUGGGGUGAGAACUUGGUCGACCAUGCUAGCAUGAAAUGCAGAAAUGUUGUGGUGGAAGUGUCUGAACUGAAGUUCACAUAUCACUAACACGAACACUCACACAUUCACACGCACAAAACACACAGACGCAUAAAUAGCCCCAGCAACUUUUCUGUAUUUGUGUAAGGUUCCCUAAUGACAUUAACACAAGACUGACAGAACUCUGCUGUGCUGUGAAGAAAGCAGGUGGGUUUGAGAAUUUUAAGCUGCUGUGACUAUGGUCAUGUUUAUCUAUAAAAUAGCCUGGCUCCUAACAACAAAUACAGCACUGCUUUAGAAUACCUCACAUAUUCCUCAUUUAUUAUUUUGUGUGGUUUGUCAAAAUAAUGUGCAGUUUUGAGUGGACAAUGCAAUCCAUGGUUUUAUGACUUUCUUUACAAUAGCCUCGGGUCAUUGUUGGACAGUUCGUCAUCUACGAAAGUAGAGGCAGGAGCUGGCACACUACAUUUUUGCAGUGUCUUUCAAUUUUUUCGGAGAAUGGAUUUGCCCAGAAAUCUGAACUCAUUUUAGCCCUAAUCCCUUGGCAGCAUAGUUAUAAUGAUAGUUCCUUGGACACCGCUUCUGAUAAGCUUGACCAUAUCUGCUUUUCCCCAUUCCUUUCAGUGUCUGAAUCUUCAUUUUUAAUAUUUUCCAACACAUUUCCUUCAUUUGACAGAACAAUGUACUGUAAUAAUUUUAGUAAAGAAAAUUCUUCUACACAUUCAGAGCCAAUGAAACCAAAACAUCAAAGCAAUAUUAAUAUAUGAACUUUCAUACCCUUAUACACAGUAAAGCGGUUUUGACUGAGAGCAGUAGAAUGUUCAAGGCUGUUUUUGGUCUAAUUUCUUAAUGGGUUAUUUGUAAAUGGAUUUGAAAUUGUAUUGUUUCUGUUUUAAGUGUUCUAAAGAAUUUGAUCGUAAAUGUUUAAUGCAUGAUUCAUGAAUGUGUUUUUUUUAAAAAUGGCUCUCAGGAAGUGGUGAGUCACUCAUCCAAGAUUUUGUUUACUUUUUUUGAGUGUUGUGAUUUGCAUUCAGUAUUUUUUUGCUUGUGACCGUGUUGCAAGUUGUAUGCAGAAUAUAAUGUCUGUGUACGCAUUGAAGAAGAUAUCCCCUGUAAACACUCCAAUAUGAAUUAUAUUUAUUGUCUCUGA
This is a messenger RNA of Sardina pilchardus (European sardine), 2702 nucleotides long. Its product is annotated as E3 ubiquitin-protein ligase NRDP1-like. The record is from RefSeq and is a predicted model, not a curated record. The coding region runs from base 302 to 1258 and encodes 318 amino acids. The transcript has 6 exons. Gene Ontology annotation, molecular function: zinc ion binding; ubiquitin protein ligase activity. Gene Ontology annotation, biological process: ubiquitin-dependent protein catabolic process; protein polyubiquitination. NCBI's taxonomy places the organism in Eukaryota, Metazoa, Chordata, Actinopteri, Clupeiformes, Clupeidae.